Molecule: messenger RNA, 1468 nt
Organism: Betta splendens (Siamese fighting fish)
Lineage: Eukaryota; Metazoa; Chordata; Actinopteri; Anabantiformes; Osphronemidae
Gene: rsad1
Product: radical S-adenosyl methionine domain containing 1
Exons: 9
Coding region: 8-1351 (447 amino acids)
Biological process (GO): porphyrin-containing compound biosynthetic process
Cellular component (GO): cytoplasm
Molecular function (GO): 4 iron, 4 sulfur cluster binding; coproporphyrinogen oxidase activity
Source: RefSeq, a predicted model, not a curated record
UCUCAGGAUGAUCCGACGCACGUUUCUCACCGGCAGACGCGUCUUCUUUCUUGGGCUGCGCUGCUUCUCCUCCGGAGGAGAAAUAACAGCAGAUGCGCCAGCGGACCUGACGCAACAGGCGUCGCUUUAUGUGCACUGGCCCUACUGUCUCAGGAGAUGUUCCUACUGCAACUUUAACAAAUACAUACCCAGAGGGGACAACGCCCACGUCAUGACCGAGUGCCUGCAGAGGGAGACUGAGGCCUUGCUGCAGCUCAGUCAGGUGUCCAGCAUCACUUCUGUGUUUUUUGGCGGUGGGACGCCCAGCCUGGCCCAACCCUCGACCAUCGCAGUGAUCCUGGAAACCGUCAGCAGGCGAGUAAACCUGUCAGACGAGGCGGAGGUCACGCUGGAGGUCAACCCCACUCCUGUGGGAAUGGCAAAGCUGGAAGAUUAUUGCCGCGCGGGAGUGAACCGCUUCUCCAUCGGCGUCCAGACUCUGCAGGACGACGGCCUGAGUCUCCUGGGGAGAGACCACAAUUCCCAUCAGGCCUUGCGAACCAUCGAAGAGGCCCGGAGGCUGCGUCCCGGGCGGGUGUCGGUGGACGUCAUGUUCGGGCGUCCCCAUCAAACCGUUGGGUCGUGGGAGAGAGAGCUGUCUGAGCUGCUGCGGGCGUGUGACGACCACGUGUCUCUGUACCAGCUGACCCUGGAGCGCGGCACCCGGCUCUUCCAGCAGGUGCACCAAGGGGCGGUGGCCGUGCCAGCGGAGGACGAGACGGCAGACAUGUACCAGUGCGCCAGGACGACGCUGCAGCAGCACGGCCUUGUGCAGUACGAGGUGUCCAACUUUGCCCGACACAACGCAGUGAGUCAUCACAAUCUGAGCUACUGGAAGGGACGGCAGUACAUCGGCGUCGGCCCAGGUGCUCACGGGCGCUUCGUGCCGCUAGCGGAGGGCGGCGGCGUGCGCGAGGCUCGGACCCAGACUCUGGAGCCGGACGUGUGGAUCCGCGAGGUCCGGCGGCGGGGACACGGCACGCGGAGGAGGAUUCCACUCCACCGGCUUGAACUAUUGGAGGAGGCGUUGGCGAUGGGACUGCGGAUGACUGAGGGCAUAACACACAAGCACUGGGGAAUGUUUAGUCCUCAGCUGGGCCUCCGUGAAGUCUUUGGUUCAUCUGCUGACGUCCAGGAGUUGCUGCACAGUGGACACCUAAUUCUCGAUGACAGAGGUCUGCGGUGCUCCUGGGCUGGACUGGCCUUACUGGACAGCAUGCUGCCGGCUCUGCUGGUGGAGCUGGAAACACAAAUCCCCCAGCGAUCACCAGUGGAGCACGGUGCCGAGGGACGGAGACCACCACCCAGUUAGUAGAGAGGUUUAGACACUCUGAAUGUUUUAUUUGUCUAAGUCUGGGGCUUCUGUGUAUGAAUGCCUAGUGGUCGUUUACAAAUUGUAGCAAUCAAUUAAAGUUUUUCUUCUCUUUGA